Perkinsus marinus ATCC 50983 is the source of this 329-nucleotide messenger RNA. RefSeq lists its product as hypothetical. The record is from RefSeq and is a predicted model, not a curated record. The transcript has a single exon. NCBI's taxonomy places the organism in Eukaryota, Perkinsozoa, Perkinsida, Perkinsidae. The annotation marks the transcript as partial.
CUGUUCCGACUUCACUGCGAGCUAUAUUCGAAACCUCAAGAAGUUCUUCAACAUCGAUGAUGAUGGCUUGGUUCUCCGCACCGUCGAAGCCCCUGAUGGGAGACCUACCAUUGUUGUCCCCUCCACCUUGGCCAGUGAAGUGAUUGAAGCGGUACAUGUAUGUGCGGGUCAUCCUGGUCGUGACCGCACUCGUCAAUUGGUGUCCCGUUAUUUCUGGUGUAAGGGUCUCUUCCCCCUAUCUCGGUCGGCCAACCGUAUCGUAUGCUCAUGCGAUACCUGUAGGCGUACGAAGAGCACUAGGCUGCACCGGCAUGCCCUUGGACGGGCUC